This is a messenger RNA of Alternaria alternata, 1459 nucleotides long. RefSeq names its product glycoside hydrolase. Gene Ontology annotation, biological process: carbohydrate metabolic process. The coding region runs from base 320 to 1381 and encodes 353 amino acids. The record is from RefSeq and is a predicted model, not a curated record. Gene Ontology annotation, molecular function: hydrolase activity, hydrolyzing O-glycosyl compounds. The transcript has 2 exons. NCBI's taxonomy places the organism in Eukaryota, Fungi, Ascomycota, Dothideomycetes, Pleosporales, Pleosporaceae.
UGAUCCCGAGGUCCAAGCCGGUUGAUUUGUGGAUUAGUCUGGAGAAACUCCGCAACCUGCAAGCAGGUGGCGCCAUGCAGCCAGGUCAAAGGACUCGCAGCAACGAAAGGCAGGUUUGCACAUGAGCCACGAGCCCGGUUAAACAAAAUGACUGGGGUGAAGACGAACCGCGAGAGCGGAUAGAUUGAUUGAGCAUGCAUACGCUAGAGUUCUAGAAUAACCGCAGAAGAAUAUAUAGCAUAGCAGGCCAGUCCGCUGUUCAAAGGUAUCCGUGGCAGACAACUUCGAAUCGGUCAACACUCUCGAAGUCUCAAUCAACAUGCGUUUCUCCAGUAUCGUCGCCAGCCUGGCGCUUGCCGGCUCUGCCGUUGCCAGCCCUACCUACGGCCAUGGCAAGGACAAUGACAGUCUUUACAAGUCCAUGAAGAAGGCAGGACGAAGCUUCAUCGGUACAGCUCUAACUCUCCGCAACGAGACUCGUGAGGGCGAAAUUAUCAAGGCCGACUUCAACUCCUUCACUCCUGAGAACGCAAUGAAGUGGGAAUCUGUCGAACCGUCCCGCAACAACUUCACUUUCGAGGACGCCGACCGAUAUGCGGCAUACGCCAAGAAAAACAACCUCCAGAUCCAUUGCCACACCCUGGUAUGGCACUCUCAGCUGCCACCCUGGGUAUCUGAGGGCGGAUUUGACAACAAGACCCUCAUCGGCAUUAUGGAGAACCACAUCAAGACCGUUAUGACCCGCUACAAGAGCGUCUGCACACGCUGGGACGUAGUUAACGAGGCUCUGAACGAGAACGGUACAUACCGCUCUAGCGUCUGGUAUGACACCAUCGGCGAGGCCUUCCUUCCCAUUGCUUUCCGCUUCGCCAACAAGUACCGCGGCAAGGCCGAGCUUUUCUACAACGACUACAACCUUGAGUACAACGCGGAGAAGACCCAGGGUGCCCAACGUAUCGUCAAGCUCAUCAAGUCUUACGGCGUUCGCAUCGACGGUGUUGGCUACCAGGCUCAUCUUGCUAGCGAGGCCACUCCCACUGCUCCUGGAGCCGCUCCCGACCAAAAGACUCUCGAGGCUGCUCUUCGCGCGACUGCUGAUCUUGGCGUCGACGUUGUCUACACCGAGAUUGACCUCCGCAUGAACACUCCUGCUACUGCCGAGAAGCUCAAGGUCCAGGCUGAUGCUUACGAGCGCGUUGCCAAGUCUUGCUUGGCUGUUAAGCGAUGCAUUGGUAUGACUGUCUGGGGUAUCUCCGACAAGUACUCUUGGAUUCCUGGUGUCUUCCCGAGCGAGGGUGCUGCCCUUCUCUGGGAUGACAACUAUGAGAAGAAGCCUGCGUACAAGGGCUUCCUCAAGGGUAUCCAGAGCAAGAAGCAUUAGACGGGGUCAAGAACGGUGGAAUUAUUAUGUAGACAUUGAGUAAUCUGUACAUUGUAACGAGACUCGGCUUUACUAUCU